AUCUGUAUUCAGCGUGUUGGGCCUCAAGGCGAUGGUGAUAGUUUGGCUAACGGUGCAGUUGAAGGUUUAGAAGAGCUGGAAAAAAUUUCAGCAGAAAUGAACAAGAGAGCUGAUGAAUUUGAAAGAAUUGAAAAUCCCAUUCCUGGUAUGGCAUGUUGUGGACAGUAUGCGUAUGAUGAUGAAUGGUACCGAGCUGAAGUAUUGAAAGUAAAAUCGGUCAGUCCAUUGACAGUUGAGGUGAUCUAUGUAGACUAUGGUACAACUGAAACUAUACCUGUAGAUAGGCUUCGUGAGUUACCAGAAGAAUUCAAAAUUCUGCCAAUACAAGGUGUCCGGUGCGACUUGGUUGGUUUAAAACCACCUAGAAAGAUCCCAGAUGAUGUAACAUUAGUGACAGGUAGUGAUUGGCCAGAAGGAUCUAUGUUGGCGUUGACAAAACUAGUAGUGGACCAAAGAUUAACUGCUUGUAUUAUCAAGGAUAUAAGUAAGCCAGUGAAGAUACUCUUAUUUAAUGGUAUUCCCUCUGAUAAACAUUGCUCAAUAAUAUUUCAAACAUUGAUAGAACAAGGUCUCGCUGAGAUGGAUGGUGAUGUCAUUGAUAAGUUCACAAAAGAUUUUUGUCAUCUCGGCCUGAAGACAAUACUUUCAGAGAAGACUUUGCAGAUGGCGACUAAUGAAGCAUAAGCAUAUGUCACACGAAAAGCGAUGCAAGAGACUUGCUUUACAAACGGGUUUCCUCUUGUGUCACUUGGUGAACGCACCUGUUACAGGUGUUGACAUAAUCACAA
Molecule: messenger RNA, 788 nt
Organism: Saccoglossus kowalevskii
Lineage: Eukaryota; Metazoa; Hemichordata; Enteropneusta; Harrimaniidae
Product: RING finger protein 17-like
Molecular function (GO): zinc ion binding
Source: RefSeq, a predicted model, not a curated record